AUAAUCGUUAAGACGUAGGUAUUCUCCCCUGCAUGGUGUUAGCAUCAGAAAAGUGGUUGAACGCUGUUCGUUGUACGCUCACUUCUCAGCGUACUAGAGCGACUUACUUCCAACAACCAAAGCGAUUUCCACCGGCGUUUAUCAGAAGGUUUUUUCUUCGAUAUCCACAGUCACCAUUAUACAUAGUCUUUGCUCUGCUUUCUUCAGCAAUGCUGGGACCAUCUAUACACUCAAUUUACCUAUACUUGACGCUUACGCCUGAAGAAUUUGAGAAAUAUCGGUUUGAGCGAAAUGCUGUGGUCCGAGAGAGACAAAAAUACGGAAAAUAUCUUUGGAUUCCGUUCUAUUCAUCAGGAGAAAUGCCUAAGGAAGAAAUGCCCAGCAGAGAGUCACCGUAAUUGUAGUCGCAACCGAUGCUAUCUAGAUAAUUCUUCUCUCAUUAUUGUUAUGUUCACAGCCUUGUAGUUUGACAAUUGUUAGAGUAUCUGACGAAUUGUUCAGGGAUCAGAAUGUGUUUCAAGCUGAGAUCAUUUAAAAUGUUUUGUACUAUCUGUUCUUUCCUUGAGUUUAAAAACUCUUGUCAUGUAUGGAUCAAUAUGCUCAGAUGAAUUUGAAAUCGAUAGCUC
Molecule: messenger RNA, 626 nt
Organism: Cylicocyclus nassatus
Lineage: Eukaryota; Metazoa; Nematoda; Chromadorea; Rhabditida; Strongylidae
Source: the annotation of a GenBank genome assembly